Messenger RNA from Monopterus albus (swamp eel), 2625 nucleotides. RefSeq names its product transforming growth factor, beta 5 (gene tgfb5). Gene Ontology annotation, molecular function: cytokine activity; growth factor activity; transforming growth factor beta receptor binding. Lineage: Eukaryota; Metazoa; Chordata; Actinopteri; Synbranchiformes; Synbranchidae. Gene Ontology annotation, biological process: regulation of cell population proliferation; transforming growth factor beta receptor signaling pathway. The transcript has 7 exons. The record is from RefSeq and is a predicted model, not a curated record. The coding region runs from base 989 to 2239 and encodes 416 amino acids. Gene Ontology annotation, cellular component: extracellular region.
GCACAAGGACGUCUUUUAUAUUUGCAUCAAGCCUUUUUAUGUGCUCUGGCCUUUUCCAUGUUUUGAUGCUAUAUUAGCCCCCAUGGUUUUUCCAACAUAAAUCAACAGCUUUUCCUACAUUUUGAUGCAGACUGUUCUCUGUUUACCUAUAACUGGGGAUGGGAGGACCUCAUUGGGUGGGGGUUUCAAGUGGGUAUGGGCCAGUUUUUUGCUCCACACAUGGGUAUUUUGGAGGUGAAAGCCCGGGCACCCUGCUGCUGCUUCAGAUGAAGUAAGUUCAGGUUUUUAUUUGGAGGAUUUGCGACAUGGGCUGAGCCCCUGUGGUGACUGUUUUUCUCCUGAAAGCUGUUGAAUUAUCCGAAGAUGCACAGCGGAGACGGAUAAAACCCUAACUUACCGGGCAGACUGUAAUUAAAUACCUUCACCUUUACGUGCGUAAAGCGCACACACGCCGUUACGGGACGACACCGGAGCUUUUGAGCGCACCAGACUGAAACUGACGCCUCAGCCAAAUUUCCAAUCAUUAAAUCUGAGGUUUUCACAGUAGAGUUCGGUGGCUGUGGAUCAUUUGGCGUUUAGAAGCAGGGGUCCUGGUCCUGCUAUUUGUUUUCCACAAAAUGUUUUUAGGAUUUAGAAACUAAAUUUUAGACUCCAAAGAAUAAAUGACAGCGCGUCUUUGUGGCGCAUUGAUGAACAAUGCUACAAAACUACCGUAGCCGAAUAAAUGUCAAGUCGGCAGAUGUGGUUGUUCUUUUCCAUAUCAAGUGGCUUUGACCAAAAUACUCAGUUGUAACUGGAUGUUGGAAAUUUUUUUUGGCUUUAAGGAAUCGGUUUAACCCGCAGUUUUAAGCGUUGGUCACGUUAGGCACCCAUUUCUUCGCACUUGGCUUUGAGACUCAGUUUUAGUAACAACCAACCACAGUGACUUUGUUUCAGCUGGAUUUCCUUCACGGGCGUUCAGGGAAGAUCUCCGUCUCCUCGCCGCACAAUGUGGCUCCCCCGCUUCGCGCUGCUGCUGCUGCUCCGGUUUCCCGGUGUGUUGCUGGUGGAGGGGCUCAACACGUGCCAGGCCAUCAACCUGGACACGCAGAAGUCCCGGCGCAUCGAGGCGGUCCGAGGCCAGAUCCUCAGCAAGCUCCGCAUCCGCAGCCCGCCGGAUGAUGACGAGGCCCCGCCGCCUGUCCCGGUGCCCCCGGAGGUCAUGCUGCUUUACAACAGCACGCGGGAGCUGCUGAAGGAGCGUGCGCGUCUGUCGGAGUCGGCGUGCGAGCGCGAGAGCAGUGAGGAGGACUAUUACGCCAAAGAGGUGCAGAGGAUUGACAUGCUGCCCCCCCGCCCCGACACAAAUACGCUGCAGCCAGCAGCGCCUGACCCCCACUACAGAGUCAUCCAUUUUGACGUCAGUGGAGUUGACCUGACCAACAGCACCCUGGUCAAAGCUGAGUUCAGGAUCUUCAGAGCUCCCAACCCACAGGCCCAGGCUUCAGAGCAGAGAGUGGAGAUCUAUCAGCUGCUGAAGCCUGAUGAAGAGAGCGCCUCCACUCAACGUUAUAUUGACUCCCGCACCGUUCAGCCAAAGGCGAAGGGAGCCUGGGUCUCCGUGGAUGUCACCGAAACCGUUAAGGACUGGGUGUCAGAUCCAGAGAAUAACCUUGGUCUGAAGCUGGGCGUCCACUGUCCCUGCUGCACCUUCGUCCCAUCCACAAACAACAUAGUUGCCAACAAGAGUGAGGAGCUGGAGGCCCUGUUUGCUGGUGUAGAUAACGAGCUGCUUCAUCAGAUAAGAAAGCCUGGUCAGGUUAAAGAUUUCAGCACCAAGACGCCGCACCUCAUCCUCACCCUGCUGCCCAGCGACAGAGUGGACAAUCCGGCCAAGAAGAACCGCAAGAAGAGGGCAGCUGCCACUGACGCCACCACCUGCUCCCGCAGCUCAGACCAGGGCUGCUGCCUGCGCUCGCUUUACAUCGACUUCAGGCGUGACCUCAACUGGAAGUGGAUCCACGAGCCCAAAGGCUACAAAGCCAACUUCUGUGCUGGAAACUGUCCUUACCUCUGGAGUGCCAACAACCACUAUAACAUGAUCCUGCCCCUGUACAACAAGCUGAACCCUGAGGCCUCCGCUUCACCCUGCUGUGUUCCUCAGGACCUGGAGCCCCUCACCAUCAUGUACUUCAUAGGUCGCACACCGCGUGUUGAGCAACUCUCCAACAUGGUGGUCAAAUCCUGCAAAUGCCGCUGAGGGAAUCCAGUUCACAAGAAGAGGUGAGGUGGGGUGCGGGCAAAGAGGAGGAUGGUGGUUAUAGGACUAAAACUACAAACUGCUUCACUCUGGGGGACAAUAAAGACGAGAGGACAGACGGAUCCUUUAUUCAUUAAUCUUUGCUGUGUCAACACCUUCAGCUGACUUUUGAGAUGUUAUUUUUUUACAUUGCCUCACCCCAAAUAUCAGUUUUGCUCUUAUUAUUUACAGGCAUGAAAACAGCUCCCACCGUUUUCUUUAUUCUGUGGAACUUUCCUUCUAAUGCAGGAUACUGUACUGUAAAUAUGAAAACGUACUGUAGCUGUAUUAAACCUGUACUUAAUAAAAGAAGGUGUUUGAUUUGGCCACAUUUGCUCUGCCUGCUA